Molecule: messenger RNA, 1212 nt
Organism: Cuscuta campestris
Lineage: Eukaryota; Viridiplantae; Streptophyta; Magnoliopsida; Solanales; Convolvulaceae
Source: the annotation of a GenBank genome assembly
AGGAACAACUUUGUGAAUAAUCCAGUCUGAUGGUGUAAAUUAUUUGACCGGUCAAACUAUACUAGACCGGGUCUAGAAUAGUUCGCUCGAUUUGGCAAAGUGAGAAAGAGAUGAACUUCAGAGCAUUCAACAUCCCCAUGAAGAAGACCGGCGGCUCCUCCUCUGCUGCCCCCAGAACCGUACCGGUGCAACAGGAGCCGGUGGAGAUCAACUCUGAGGAGGAAACUCCUCCGACCGGGAGGACCGGUCAGGCCGGGAGGACCACGGUAAACCCUCCCCUAGACAAGGGGAAGGGGAAGGUCCGAACCAAGCAUGCCGCCACCACCCAUCCCUCGGCAAAGAGGAGGAGGGGAGAAAGCGUCCCGGCCACAUGGUCGCUAGAGGAGCUCUGGGUCAAGAUGGGGCGAAAGCUGAAAGAGAUGGGUGAGGUCGGGCCUGAAACCUUGGAGAAGCUCGCCGAGGACUCCCCUUCCCGGUCACUUCAGCUGGAGGAAAAGCUGAAGAGGCUUGAAGCCCACAACCGGGAGCUUCAAGACCUGACCGCCCGGCAACUUGACGAGAUGGCCAACCUCUCGGCGGUUGCCGGUAGGGCGAACGCGGAGGUCCUCCAGCUGAAGGAGGAGAACUCGCUGCAGAUGGGGGAGGUCUCCCACCUGAAGGAGGAGGCAUGGGUGAAGGAGCAAGAGCUGCCCGGUCGGGCCAGACAGUGGAUAGAGGAGAACCUGGUGGAGGCCGCCCGGGUGCUUACCUCCUCAGAGGAAAGGACAAUGGAGGGCUUCAAGUUGCUGUACCGGGAGGAGCAAGGGAAAGAGAUGAUUACCCAGAUCGGCUCCUACGGUUUCAUGUCCGGCCAAAAACGAGACCGGGAGGCCACCCAUGCGAUCUUUGCCGACCGGGAUCCGGACUUCAAUGCCGAAUCAUACGGUCUGGCCCCCAUCCCGGACGAAGAGCCUGCGCCUCCCUUUCCUCUUGAGUAAUCUUCCCGGCUGCGACCGGUUAAAUUAUUUUGGAAAACUUCAAACUCAUUUCCCCGGGAAUGCCCGGUGAAUCUGUAAACCCUUGACUUUUUAUUUCGUCUGAAUGCAAUGUUUAAUUUCCAUGCCGGUUUAGCUUCCAUAUUUGCAUGCUUUUUGAUUGAUACUUUGAUCUUCGCUUCUUAGAACGCCAUCAUAGGAUAUCCGACCGGUAUAGUAAUCAAUCACCAUACUUCCU